AUAUAUAUAAGACUGCACCGAUGCAUUACCCGCACACCCCACUCUCUCUCUCUCUCUCUCCAUCCUAACCCUCACUCUCUCCCCCCACAUUCCCUCUAUCUCUACCAAAAAAUGUCAGGUCGCGGUGGUGGCCGUGGACGCGGUGGCGGACGAGGCCCACCUCCGUCUACUAGCGUCGGAAGAGGCCGCGGUGGACCCCCGCCCGUACGUCAACCUCCCGUCCCUUCCCAUUACCCUUCGCCUUCUACCACGCCUUCACCCGACUACCCCUCCUUGCCAUCUUCUUCGACGGCGUCGUCUCUCGCCAGAGAGUUCGAUCGUAAGCUGACCCUCCCGUCCACCCCGUCGCCGUCGUCGCCAGCGCCACCACCACCGGUUCCGUCCGUACAGACGCCGGCGCCGUCGCAGGCUCCACAGUUGCCUGUUGUGACGGCGCCGUCGUCGUCGAAGUCGUUACGGCCUCCGGCGAGACCGGGGUUCGGUCGCGCCGGCCGUAAGUGCGUGAUCCGCGCGAACCACUUUCUCGUCGACGUCGUCGACAAGGAUCUACACCACUACGACGUGACUAUAACUCCGGAGGUCACCUCGAAGAAUGUUUGCAGGGAGAUUAUUAGUGAGCUUGUAACAGCGUACCGUGAGUCUCACUUGGGCAAAUGCUGGCCGGCUUAUGAUGGCAGGAAGAGUUUAUACACUGCUGGGUCACUGCCUUUCUCCUCAAAAGACUUUGUUGUCAAGCUAGUUGACAAAGAUCGUAAGGACAGGAGAGAACGCAAAUUUGAUGUGGCAAUCAAGUUUGCUGGCAAAGCAGACCUGCAUCACCUCCAGCAAUUUAUUGGUGGUAUGCAACUUGAUGCCCCGCAAGAAACUCUACAAGUUCUUGACGUUGUCCUCCGAUCAGCGCCCUCCACUAAUUAUGUUGUUGUCGGACGGUCAUUCUUCUCUCCCAGCUUGGGUGAUCCCCCGGGCCCUCUUGGUGAUGGCUUACAAUAUUGGAAAGGUUUUUAUCAAAGCCUUCGGGCAACUCAGAUGGGUCUCUCUCUUAACGUUGACACGUCGGCAAGAGCAUUUUAUGAGCCAGUUAUGGUUUCUCAGUUUGUUGAAGGAAACUGCAAUAUUAGAGAUCUUAGGAGGCCUUUAUCUGAUCAAGAUCGAAUUAGGGUUAAGAAAGCUCUGAAAAAUCUCAGAGUAGAACCUGUUUAUCGGGAGCGCAGGAAAUACAAAAUAUCUGGUGUAUCGGCUCAACCACUAAGUCAAUUAACGUUUUCUAGUGAUGAACUUGGUGCAAAGACGUCAGUUGUUCAGUAUUAUCGUGACAGAUACCAGAUCAAUCUCAGUUAUCCUAAUUUGCCAGCACUUCAAGCUGGCAGUGACGCAAAGCCUGUCUACCUACCAAUGGAGCUUUGUAAGAUCGUUCCAGGACAAAGGUACGUCAAAAAGUUGAAUGAGAAGCAGGUGACUGCAAUGUUAAGGGCGACUUGUCAACGUCCUCCUGAUAGAGAACAAAGUAUCAACAAGAUGGUUGGGUGCAACAAUUACAACAAUGACAAUCUUGUAAAGGAAUUCGGGCUUCGAGUAAAGGUUGAGCCUGCUUCGAUUGAUGCUCGUGUUCUUCCACCUCCGAUGCUUCAGUACCUGGGUAAGCAAGAAGCUCCACAGGUGGGCUGUUGGAAUAUGAUCGAUAAGAAAAUGAUUAAUGGUGGCAAGGUCGCAUUCUGGACCUGUGUCAGCUUCUCACGGUUGAGGGAAAACGAUGUCUAUAGAUUCUGUGAAGAGUUGGUCAACAUGUGCAGGAAUAAAGGGAUGGAUUUCAAUCCUACACCUUUAAUUCCCAUCGAUUCAGCACAUCCUGGUCAAAUUGAGGCUGCUCUCAAAUAUAUUCACGAGCAGUCGAAUGCAGAAAUAUCGAAGCUAGGGCACGCUGGGAAACAACUUCAGUUGUUGAUUAUAAUUUUGCCAGAAGUCAGUGGAUCUUAUGGAACAAUUAAGCGGGUGUGUGAAACAGAGUUAGGAAUCAUCUCCCAGUGUAGUCAGCCUAGACAUGCAAUAAAGUGCAGUAAGCAGUAUCUUGAAAAUCUCUCCCUGAAAAUCAAUGUGAAGGCUGGGGGAAGGAACACUAUGUUAUAUGAUGCGGAUCCCCGUGUGAAGAAAAUUGACCUUCUAACUGAUCUUGUUACAAUAAUAUUUGGUGCUGAUGUUACUCAUCCUCAACCUGGGGAGGAUUCGAGCCCCUCAAUAGCUGCAGUGGUGGCAUCAAUGGACUGGCCCCAGGUAACCAAGUACAGAGGAUUGGUCUCUGCACAAGCCCACAGGGAGGAGAUAAUUAGCGAUCUUUAUACAGUUACUGAGGAUCCUAAUAAAGGAAUAGUUCAUGGUGGAAUGAUCAGGGAGCAGUUAAUUGCUUUUAGGAGAAUAACUGGGCACAAACCGGAUAGAAUACUCUUUUACAGAGAUGGAGUUAGUGAAGGUCAGUUCAGCGAAGUCCUGCUAAGAGAGGUUGAUGCAAUUAGGAAGGCUUGCGUGUCCUUGGAGGCAAACUAUCUACCGCGAAUUACCUUUGUGGUGGUGCAGAAGAGACACCACACCCGCCUUUUUCCUGCUCGACAUGGAGAACGAGGUUCAACGGAUAGGAGUGGCAAUAUUUUACCAGGUACUGUUGUGGACACAAAGAUUUGCCAUCCUACAGAAUUUGACUUCUAUCUUUGCAGCCAUGCUGGUAUUCAGGGAACCAGUCGACCCACGCAUUACCAUGUGCUAUAUGAUGAGAACAGGUUUCCUGCAGACGCCUUGCAGAUACUCACAAACAACUUGUGUUACACGUAUGCAAGGUGUACCCGUUCUGUAUCCGUUGUUCCUCCAGCCUAUUAUGCUCAUUUGGCAGCGUUUCGUGCACGCUACUACAUCGAGGGUCAGAUGUUUGAAGGCGGAUCCAGUAGUGAACGGGGCACGGCUGAAAGGAUUUCGGAGGUCAGGCCGCUGCCUAGGAUCAAGGACAACGUCAAAGACGUGAUGUUCUACUGCUGAGAGAUGGUUUCAAUUGACUGCCCUUGUUAGCAGCAGCAGGGGAUUGAGGGGAUGGGGCCGACUUACGAGGGCACUAGCUCCCAUUUUGACUAAUUUUGACUUUCGUAUUAAUCCUUGUGAUGGUUAUUUAUUAUCACCUUUUGAGGAUGUUGUCUACAUUGUCUCAGAUUUUCCUGCUCGUUGACUUGUUUUUAAAUUAUAUAACUUGUCGUUUUCGCUCUUAUUUUUUUAGACACAACUCGUUUUCAUAGUUGACUUUUUUAUAUGGCUGAUAUCUUCUAUGUUUGUCUUUA
Messenger RNA from Rhododendron vialii, 3314 nucleotides. Its product is annotated as protein argonaute MEL1. The coding region runs from base 112 to 3021 and encodes 969 amino acids. The record is from RefSeq and is a predicted model, not a curated record. The transcript is spliced from 22 exons. Lineage: Eukaryota; Viridiplantae; Streptophyta; Magnoliopsida; Ericales; Ericaceae. Gene Ontology annotation, biological process: regulatory ncRNA-mediated post-transcriptional gene silencing. Gene Ontology annotation, molecular function: protein binding; RNA binding. Gene Ontology annotation, cellular component: cytoplasm.